Durusdinium trenchii is the source of this 1395-nucleotide messenger RNA. The record is from the annotation of a GenBank genome assembly. NCBI's taxonomy places the organism in Eukaryota, Dinophyceae, Suessiales, Symbiodiniaceae.
GAGGCACCGACUCGCAGGUACAGCACUACCGACGUCCUUUGCGCCCCACGUCCGUUCACGUCGCUCCCAUGGCGGGCGGUGCGCCGUGCGCUGGGAACCCCGUGCGCCGCGCAGCGGAGGAGGCACGGCGGCAGAAGAUCACCGAGGAGUUGGCGGCGAGGAAGCAGAACUCCAAAGAGCUUUGGGCGCUGCAACAAGAGCUCUUGAAGAAGUCGGUGAAGACCCCUUUGCUGGAGGCUGCGAGGCAGCUGUUUCAGGCCGAGCACUACGACGCCGUGGUGGAGGAGCGCUCGCUGGAGGAGCUUUGCGGCUACCCGUUGUGUGGCCAUCGCACCACGGCGCUCCCUGCAGAGAAGCGCUGGGCCGUGAACUACGCUACACGCGAGGUGAUGGAUGCCGAGGAGGUGAAGAAGUUCUGUGGCCCCUCCUGUCGACGCGAAAGUCAACGCUUCCGCGCCUCGCUGCAGCCGGAGCCCAUCUACCUGCGCCCGGCCAGCGCCCUGACCGCGGCGCAGACCGCCACGGCGACUGCGGAGCAGACGGCGACGGCGCAGAAGGCCGAAGACAGCAGGAGAGACGAGAAGGAAGCGAAGGACAAGGACAUCCCAGCCGUGCGGCCGCGCACGGUCGUGCGCUUUUCGCGGGAGAAACGCUCCUAUCAGGUGCACUACAGCGAGUACGACGGCGGCGGCGCGCUGCCCGACGUCGCGCCGCGCCGGGACGCGCCAAGAGCCCCGAUGGGGCGAAGUGGCUGCGUGGCCGUGCGCGAGCGGACGAGCCAGGAGGUGGAAGAGCCAACGGAUGCUCCUCGUCAACCAGAACCAGUGGAGGAGGAUGAGGCCUUGAGUGACAGCGAGGGCGAUGACCUCUACGACCCCGAGGUGGUCCCCGAUGGCAAGUGUUCCACUCCUUGGAUCCAAGCCUGGGCGACCCUGAACACCUGGAUCACAGAGACUGCCAAGGAGGUCUUGCGAGGGGCCCAGCUGGAGUUGGCUGAGGACCGGCGACCAGCACACAAGGGCCGGCGAGACCUCCUGCUAGAGCUUCUGACAUCGCGCUUGCCUGGGGAGUUCUCCUUCCUGGCCAGUCGCUUCUACGAGCUGGUCUCCAGUUUGGGCGUUCACCAGGCUUUGCCCUCCAUCACCGAGCGCGCGCUCUACGACCUCCUGGCGGCUGUCUUGCUGCGGGGGCUCUACCUCUCAGAUGCCCAACGAGGCCUCUACGUGCGGGACGAAGUGCAAGUGGAGUUGUUGGAGCAACGGAUGAAGGAGGCAGCUCAAUGCUACGGCAUCGCAGAGGAGGAGUUGAAGAUGAUGACUCAGUUGACUGAUUUGUACAAAGCACAAGAUGAUUAGAGUUGGCCACCUGAGGGUUCAUGGCUUCUUUGCAGUGAAG